Mandrillus leucophaeus (drill) is the source of this 2524-nucleotide messenger RNA. RefSeq names its product docking protein 1, 62kDa (downstream of tyrosine kinase 1) (gene DOK1). Bases 361 to 2022 code for a protein of 553 amino acids. Gene Ontology annotation, cellular component: cytoplasm. The transcript is spliced from 5 exons. Lineage: Eukaryota; Metazoa; Chordata; Mammalia; Primates; Cercopithecidae. Gene Ontology annotation, biological process: cell surface receptor protein tyrosine kinase signaling pathway; positive regulation of MAPK cascade. The record is from RefSeq and is a predicted model, not a curated record.
GUCCUCCCUCCCUGUGGAGCUGGCCACUGCUGCGCCCCCUCCCCCUCCCCGGCCCUCCCGGCCCGCUCAAAGAAGCUUUCUCUUCCCGCGGCAUGGAGGCCAGGCCUCUGCGGUCAGGGAGCUGACAUGCAAGCGGCCGCCGGGCGGCGGGGCGUCCCCGGUGGUGGCGGGAAGCGGUUCAAUCCCAGCCCUCCCUCCGAGUCCCCGGUCAGCGGAGUGUAAACAGCCCGGCUCGGGCGGGGCUGGGGGCGGGCCCGCCCAGGGGAACUGAAGCUCUGGAGGCCCGUGUGGGUCUCUCCGGUGCCUCCGGGGGCUUUCGGGGUGAGGUCAUGGCUUUCACUCUGAUGUCACGUUGGACAUAUGACGUCACGCGCAGCCACCACGUCCAGAGGCCAGGGUCCUCGCGCCAAAACCGAGUACUUUCGGUGGAGCUACCGGCGCGCCCCUACGACGGCGGGUAGGGGCCUGGGUAGCGCCAGGCUAAUCCGGGGGCCUCCACCCUUCCUUCUCGCUCUUCUCCCUCACCCCACCGCGACCCCCCAGCGGCCGCCGGUGGGGGCCGGGGAGGGGCGGAAACGCCUCCUGGGAACCCGGCCCCGCCUCCCGCCCCGCCUCCCGCCGCAGGGCCAGGAAGCGCGGAAGGGACCGCCGGGGGCCAUGGACGGAGCCGUGAUGGAAGGGCCGCUGUUUUUGCAGAGUCAGCGCUUUGGGACCAAGAAGUGGAGGAAGACCUGGGCCGUGCUCUACCCGGCCAGUCCUCACGGCGUAGCGCGGCUCGAGUUCUUUGACCAUAAGGGGUCGAGCUCUGGGGGUGGCCGAGGGAGCUCGCGCCGCCUGGACUGCAAGGUGAUCCGUCUGGCUGAGUGUGUGAGUGUGGCCCCUGUUACCGUGGAGACCCCGCCUGAGCCCGGCGCCACUGCCUUCCGCCUGGACACUGCUCAGCGCUCGCACUUGCUGGCGGCCGACGCGCCGUCCAGUGCAGCCUGGGUGCAGACGCUGUGCCGAAACGCCUUUCCGAAAGGCAGCUGGACUCUGGCGCCUUCAGAUAACCCACCUAAGCUUUCUGCCCUGGAGAUGCUGGAGAACUCCUUGUACAGCCCCACCUGGGAAGGAUCCCAAUUCUGGGUAACGGUGCAGAGGACUGAGGCCGCCGAGCGCUGUGGCCUGCAUGGCUCCUACGUGCUGAGGGUGGAGACUGAGAGGCUGACUCUCCUGACCAUGGGGGCCCAGAGUCAGAUACUGGAGCCACUUCUGUCCUGGCCCUACACUCUGUUGCGUCGCUAUGGCCGGGACAAGGUCAUGUUCUCUUUCGAGGCCGGCCGCCGCUGCCCCUCCGGCCCUGGAACCUUCACCUUCCAGACAGCACAGGGAAAUGACAUCUUCCAGGCAGUUGAGACUGCCAUCCACCGGCAGAAGGCCCAGGGAAAGGCCAGACAGGGGCACGAUGUUCUCAGAGCUGAUUCCCAUGAAGGGGAGGUGGCAGAGGGGAAGUUGCCUUCCCCACCUGGCCCCCAAGAGCUCCUUGACAGCCCCCCAGCCCUGUACGCUGAGCCCUUAGACUCCUUGCGAAUUGCUCCAUGCCCUUCCCAGGACUCCCUAUACUCAGACCCCUUGGACAGCACCCCUGCCCGGGCAGGAGAGGGAGUGCAACGGAAGAAACCUCUCUAUUGGGACUUGUUUGAGCAUGCGCAGCAGCAGUUGCUGAAGGCCAAGCUGACGGACCCCAAAGAGGACCCCAUCUAUGAUGAACCUGAAGGCUUGGCCCCAGUCCCUCCCCAGGGCCUUUAUGAUCUGCCUCGGGAGCCCAAGGAUGCAUGGUGGUGCCAAGCCCGGGUGAAGGAGGAGGGCUAUGAGCUCCCCUACAACCCUGCCACUGAUGACUAUGCUGUGCCACCCCCUCGGAGCACAAAGCCCCUCCCUGCUCCCAAGCCUGAACCUGGUACUGCAACUGGCAGUGGCAGCAAAAGCUACAACUCAGCCCUAUACAGCCAGGUCCAUAAAAGCGGGGCCUCAGGGAGCUGAGACUGUGAGCUGUCUAGAGUAGGGACUGACAAGACUGGGGUCAAGUCAGAGGCCUCUACCUGAGAAGGAGGGCAAGGCUGAGGUGGCUAAGGAGGACCAUGGGGAGGUGGCACUAGGGAUCUAAGAAAAUGGUUAGAACCAGCAGAAGCCAGAAGGUGGGAGGGGCCGUGCUGUAUGAGACCAGGGGACCAGAGGGAUAGGGGAGUCAAAGGAAGGACAAUCCCAGGAAGUCCUAAGAAGUGGGGCAGAUGGCAAGGCUGAGGGAUGGGCUCUGUAUCCUCCUAAAGCUGUCCCUUCUCCACUUCCCCAAAGGAAGGGACAGCUGCGGGACCAGGUCUGUGGAAAGUGGUGCAUGGUCAGAGUGGGUGCAGUUUGAGGGGCCCAUGUGGAGGCCUCAGGGAGAUGUUGGACUGUGCCUGGAUUCUUACUCCUGCAUUGUUCUUUGCCAGAGACCUAUUUAAAAAUUUUAAAAUUCUCAUUAAAGUCAGCUUGGGUUUAAGAA